This is a messenger RNA of Linum tenue, 1873 nucleotides long. NCBI's taxonomy places the organism in Eukaryota, Viridiplantae, Streptophyta, Magnoliopsida, Malpighiales, Linaceae. The record is from the annotation of a GenBank genome assembly.
ACAGUACCCCACCACCAAACCGUCUUUUCCCCCCACGAGAUUGACCUCGCCAACGACCAAUUUUCUCUCGUCCAGUUUCCGGGGAGGUUUUCUGGAUCCUCGCCAUUACCUCUUUAGAUACUCCGUGUCCGAUCUCAUUCGUGCUUUCUCCUCGCAUUUUGGAUCUGCCUGGGUUAAACCCUACACCAGUCGGGGGUUCCUUCUCUCUGCGGCAAUCUGGGGGUUUCCGGAGAUGGCGGAAGCAGGCACGAAUUCGCGUUAUGUCAAGCUGACCAAAGAGCAAGCCCCACUCGAGAUUAAGCCCGGCGAGCUCAAUCAGCCCAUCGAUGUCCCUCAGUUGACUGUUCGCAAGUGCAAUGAGUGUGGGCAGCCGUUGCCGGAGGACUUUGAGCCGGCGGCCGACGAGCCUUGGAGUACUGGGAUCUUUGGAUGUGCUGAAGAUUCCGAAAGCUGUAAGUUCCUAUUCAGAUUUUCGCAUCUAAAAUGCUCUAUGAUCGUUGAUGGAUGAAGCAAGGCUCCGUUUUGAGAUCUUGUCAUGGCUAAUGUGCAGUUGAUAUCUGAUCCUUUGAUGCCUGUUCUAUUGGGAUUGUUUUCAAUGAUGAAGGGUAAAUGCCUCGGGAGGGCGGGUAAACGAAAUUCCGCACAUUUGUGUGAGAAGCCUGUGAAAUAUUAGGAUAUAAUCUCCUCCUUUACUGGGAGAAAUGAGAUGUUCAUCAUGGUUUCCGGAGUAUUGAGUGAUGCUGUUCUUGCACUAUUAUGGCUGUUCUGCAGGUUGGACAGGGCUAUUCUGUCCCUGUGUCUUGUUUGGGCGGAAUGUCGAGAGGAUGAGAGAUGAUACACCAUGGACUACACCAUGCCUCUGUCACGCUGCAUGCAUUGAAGGUGGUAUUGCUCUUGCUGCAGUGACGGCUCUCUCCCAUGGGGUCAUAGUGGAUCCAAAUACAUCGUUCCUUAUAUGCGAGGGUCUGUUGUUUGCUUGGUGGAUGUGUGGUAUUUACACCGGUCUGGCGAGGCAGUCUUUGCAGAAGAAGUAUCAUCUGAAGAACGCUCCAUGCGACCCAUGCAUGGUGCACUGCUGCAUGCACUGGUGCGCUCUCUGCCAGGAGCACAGGGAAAUGAAGGGCCGCCUCUCAGAUAACUUCGUCAUGCCGAUGACCAUUGUGAACCCCCCUCCCGUCCAAGAGAUGUCAGCAGCAGAGACCUCCACCGCCGAAAACCAUGAUCACGCAGCUCCAUCUUCAUCAGAUAAGGGUCCAGCUCAGUUGGAAAUGCAGGUUCUAUAGAAGCAAACCACCUCCAUGAGUGAAACACCGUUGGUCAUGCGAGAUUAUUGUUCAUUGUCCUCGAUUUCGCUUUAGAACAAAUCAAACUUGAACUACAUACUUAUCGCCUUUGGUGGCACCCCCUUUUGUAGAGUGAAUUCCAUAGUCCUUGGAAACGAUUGAUCACCCUCUCUGUCUCCCUCUCUCUCUCUCCCUGAAAAAAGUUCAUCUUCAUCUAUGGCUUGAUGCAAUGGCCGGCUGGGAGCUGUGCUUUCUUUCCAUGAAUACAUGUGCUGGGACCAGAAAAAUAUGAGGGAAGAAGAAGGGGAAUUCUGGCAUAUGGAUUUCCUGAGUACAAAAGUUUGAGCCACGUUCCCCAUAUUAAAUUACUGACUUGUCCAUUCUUUAUUAUAGUUCUGUGCAGCUUUGUAAACUGUACUGCAUGUCCCUGCUGCCAAAUCUUUUACCCUCUGUCUCGUACAAGUUCAUUAUUGUCUGGGGUGAGAUUCUUUCCAUUGACUACCUUCUCUUGCAUUUCCGUAUACUGUCAAAAGCAUAACUACUCCCCGUCUUCCAUUUCUAGAUAUCGACCACUUCAGUGGGAAAACACC